Molecule: messenger RNA, 882 nt
Organism: Penicillium lagena
Lineage: Eukaryota; Fungi; Ascomycota; Eurotiomycetes; Eurotiales; Aspergillaceae
Gene: sho1
Product: osmosensor SHO1
Exons: 2
Coding region: 1-882 (293 amino acids)
Molecular function (GO): protein binding
Source: RefSeq, a predicted model, not a curated record
AUGGCCGGAUUCCGCCCGAGCAAUAUCCUCGGUGAUCCGUUCGCUCUCGCGACCAUCUCCAUCUCCAUCCUGGCAUGGCUCAUCGCCUUCGUCUCGUCCAUCAUCGGUGAUCUCAACGUCCCCAAUUACCCUAACUACUCAUGGUGGGCAAACUCGUACAUGUUCUGCCUGAUCAUCGGGUUGACCAUCGUGUUUGGAACGGAUACGGCUCAUAUCUACGGCGUUGCUAUUGUCGGUUAUCUAUCGUGCGGCCUCGUCCUGACCUCGGUGAGCGCCAACAAUUUGGUCUAUGGCAGCGCGGGGUCGUGGCAAGCCGCUGGAGCUGGGUUCAUUCUCCUCUCCAUGGUGAUCAUCGUGUGGAUCUUCUACUUCGGCUCAACCCCCCAGGCUUCGCACCGUGGCUUCAUCGACUCCUUCGCCCUGAACAAGGAACAUCCGGGCUCCUAUCGCGACAGCCGCCCAAUGUCCGUUCCGUUCACUGGCCGCCCAGAGACCAUGGCCACCAACAACACUCCCCAGAUGUAUACAUCCGCCCAGCUGAGCGGCUUCGAGACUUCGUCGCCCAUGUCUGGUUACCCCGGCGGCCCGCCCGGCGCCGAGCAACGCGAUUCGACUCUAACUCGCUUCGGCGCAACCAGCGCCAGCCCAGGGCCCAACGCGACCGCCCCAGAUGUCGGCAGCGAAGUACCCCAGCCCACCGACUACCCUUACCGCGCCAAGGCCAUCUACUCGUACGAUGCCAACCCGGAGGACGCCAACGAGAUCAGCUUCGGCAAGCACGAGAUUCUCGAAGUAUCCGACGUGAGCGGCCGAUGGUGGCAGGCCAGGAAAUCCAACGGAGACACCGGCAUCGCACCCUCGAACUACCUGAUCCUCCUGUGA